This is a messenger RNA of Drosophila navojoa, 948 nucleotides long. RefSeq lists its product as uncharacterized. Gene Ontology annotation, molecular function: nucleoside triphosphate diphosphatase activity. NCBI's taxonomy places the organism in Eukaryota, Metazoa, Arthropoda, Insecta, Diptera, Drosophilidae. The record is from RefSeq and is a predicted model, not a curated record.
AUAAUUGUGCACAUGUUUUGGUUUUUACCGUGCUUCGCGGUUUAUUCUUAUUAAAUUGAAUAUUAAUUGUUUAGUUUUUAUAAUGUUGGCACCUAUUAAACAUUUAUUAAACAAUUACCGCAUUGUUCUUGCAAGUGGGUCACCACGUCGCAAAGAAUUAGUCCAAAUGCUGGGGCUGAAUGCAGAGCUCUGCCCUUCGACAUUUGAAGAGAAUCUGGAUAGGACAGAAUUCAAAACAUUCUCCGAUUACAUAGAGGCGACAGCCUUGGGCAAGGCAGAGGAAGUUUAUCAGCGCCUUAGCAGCGACGGCAACGGCGACGGCCGUCAGCUAAUUGUCAUAGCGGCCGACACUAUGGUUACGCUUGGAAACGAGAUCUUUGGGAAGCCCAAGGAUGCCGAUGAUGCUGUGCGCAUGCUGACAAAGCUCUCCGGCGCCUGCAAUCGUGUUUUUACGGGCGUUGUCCUGAAGCAUUCAAAUGGCGUUCGGCAAUUUACGGACACGGCGGACGUUUACUUUGGCCAGCUGACAGAGGAGCAGAUCAGGAGCUAUGUCGACAGCGGCGACCCACUCGAUAAGGCAGGCAGCUAUGGGGUGAACGGUCCGGGUGGUGCUCUGAUACCUCGCAUCGAUGGUGAUUUCUACUGUGUGAUGGGCCUGCCCCUGCAUCGUCUGUGCUGCGAGCUGAACAAACUCUUUCUGGAGGAUCUAUAGUGUAUGUGUGUGUGAGGCAGAGAAAUGAAAUGGAAAUAACAUUGCCCAAUACAAUACAAUGACAAGAAACUUCGCCAGUUUGCGCUUAUCACAAUCCAGAAUUUGUAAUCGUGCGCGUCAGAGGCUACCCUUCAAGUUCUAUUAGUCUGUAGAGUUGAUAAGGCGUCGUAUUUGUAGUCAUAAUAAUUGUUUGUUUUUGUUUGUUCAUAGACUAAAUCAAGUGUACAAAUUAAAAA